Besnoitia besnoiti is the source of this 1797-nucleotide messenger RNA. RefSeq lists its product as uncharacterized. The coding region runs from base 1 to 1797 and encodes 598 amino acids. The transcript is spliced from 10 exons. Lineage: Eukaryota; Apicomplexa; Conoidasida; Eucoccidiorida; Sarcocystidae. The record is from RefSeq and is a predicted model, not a curated record.
AUGGAGGCACGGCUGGCUCUUCUUCCGUCGCCUCAUCUCCUUCUCCGUCCCCUAGCGCGCUGCUUGGUCAGGAGUAGCGGAGUUGUCGUGCCGUCCCGCCACCGCUCUCGCAACAUCUUUUCUCGGCCGGCGUCUCCCCUCCCUUCCUCGAAGUCUGCGACGCCAGCCUCGCUCCAGCAUCGUUCCUUUGAGUGCCGGCCGUCUGAGCCCCUCUGGUAUCUCUCGCGUUCGGCGGCAAGUCCCGCCGACGCUGUCUCCGCGCUGCCCUCCCCCUCUGCCCCCCUGUCGGCGUCGCCUCUCUCGCAGGUUGUCUCUGCUCCCGCGUCGUUCUCCGCGAUGUCGCGGUGCAUGCAGUUCGGCGUCAGACUCGUUUCGUCUUCGAAAACCGCGGCGGCCGAGCCGGCUCAGGGCGAGAGGCGAGCCGAGGCGGAGUCUGCGUUGCCGAGGGACAGCGACGCGCAGGCGGCGGCAGACGCGCGCGCCGCUGGGCAGGGGCAGGAGGAGACGGCCGCAGCAGGCGCCGACCGGAAAGACGCGGCGAGCGCCCCGAGAGGCGAAGCCGCGUCGUCGUCCUCCCCAUCUGCAGCGACUCACGAGCUGCCCACGUCGGAAUCAGCUGUCUCUGGCGCGUCGGCUGCAGCGCCACGGGCCUCCUCGACGGUUGAGGCCUCCGCUGCGGCCCUGGACGCGGCCGGCGCCUCCCCCGCCUCAGCGCCUACGGCGGGCGCGAAGGCCGAGGAAGCGACGCAAGAGAAAAAGUGGAAGUUCCGACACUUCGUCUUCGGCGGUCUGUGCCUGGGCCUUGUAGGGAGCUUCACCUAUCUCCUGGUCGAGAAUGAUUUCAAUGUCGCAAAGACUGAGUGGGUGAUUGGAGAGAAGAUUCGUGCGGCGGUCUUCGCGACGGCCCGCGGCGACCCACGGCAGGACGCCAUCGACCACAGCCGAUUCUGCGUUGGACUGAGUGACGAACUACGGAGAGAACUUGCGAUCUUCUUCCUCCAGCUUGACCUCGAUAAGCCCAACGGCGUGCGACGCAGUGACGUCAUAGAGCUCAUCGGAAAGCUUGGUUUCUCGGCGUCGAGUGGAGUCUGCAAAAUUUUCCUUGAAGCAGGAAAAGGACGCACCGCGGAUGUGAAACGGGUGGCCGGUGUCACGCUACAAGAGUUUGCAGAACUGAUCGAAGGUCUCAUUCUCGAAGAGGAACUCGACGAGACGAAGGGUUCUACUGAGCAACUCAACAACGCAGGCAACAUCAAAUCCCCGGUCUCUGGCUCAGCACCGUUACCAGCGUCGGAAGGAGAGCCGGAAAGCGACAAACAAACGACACAGAACCAUGCCAAUGAGCCCAGGGAGAAGGCGGCAUACCGUGUACUCAAGUAUUUUCGAGACAUCAAUAAAACAACGACAGUACCGAGUACGAUUCCGUCAUGCUAUGCGGAGCUUGCAGAUGUGCCUACCGGCCCGCCGAAACGCUCUCAUGACGAGGCCAGCUCCGGAGCUGCUGCAGUGAACGCUCCCCAGCAAGGCGUUUCGCAGCCCCCCUCGGGCGCGGGGACGAUUGUGACGGUUAGAGCAGACGUCCAGGACAGUAACACGGCCGCGGACACUGCGGAUGAACUACAGAGCUUUAGACUGCAGAUGGGUCGUGCAGAAAGGGUGGUCAGGGACCUCAGCGCCCUGAAGGCACGACGUGGGCUUUCCGAGGCGGAGAACACACGUUUAGAAGAUGCUAAAUCUGAAGUCAAGAUGUUGCAGCAGGAGAUCUGGAGAAGAGAGGCAACCGCGGCUCGCAAAUGA